GUCUGCGCAGGCAGCGCUGGACCGGCCCUUUGAAGCGGGGAUAGAGUAACACUGACCCGGGCAGCAGCAGUUCUCCUCAGCCCUCUCGUGGGAAUGAGCUGCCAACCCUUUACUUCGGCUGACACCUUUCUACCCCUGAAUUCUGAGGCUUCUGCAGCCCUGCCUCUGAUCAUGCACCCCGGCGCGGCCGAGUGCCUCCCAGGCUCCAACCACGCCACCAACGUGGUGUCCACAGCAACAGGACUUCAUUAUUCUGUUCCUUCCUGUCAUUAUGGAAACCAGCCAUCUACCUAUGGAGUUAUGGCAGGUGGCCUGACCCCGUGUCUCUACAAGUUACCGGAGCACGGCCUGGGCCCCGGCUUCCCCGCCGCGCACCAGCCGCUCCUCGCGGAGGGCCCCGCGGUCGCCGACUUCAAGCAGGAGCUCAGGCGGAGGAGCAAACUGGCUGAGGAGCCCGUAGACACGGAGUCUCCAGAAAUCCGAGAGCUCGAGAAGUUCGCCAACGAAUUCAAAGUGAGGAGAAUCAAGCUAGGAUACACCCAAACCAACGUGGGGGAAGCCCUGGCAGCUGUGCAUGGCUCUGAAUUCAGUCAAACGACUAUCUGCCGAUUUGAAAACCUGCAGCUCAGCUUUAAAAAUGCAUGCAAACUAAAAGCAAUCUUAUCUAAAUGGCUGGAGGAAGCUGAGCAAGUGGGAGCUUUAUACAAUGAAAAAGUGGGAGCAAAUGAAAGAAAAAGGAAGCGAAGAACAACUAUAAGUAUUGCUGCUAAGGAUGCUCUGGAGAGACACUUUGGAGAACAGAAUAAACCUUCCUCUCAAGAGAUCAUGCGAAUGGCUGAAGAACUGAAUCUUGAAAAAGAAGUAGUAAGAGUUUGGUUUUGCAAUCGAAGGCAGAGAGAAAAACGGGUGAAAACAAGUCUGAAUCAGAGUUUAUUUACUAUUUCUAAGGAGCAUCUUGAAUGCAGAUAAAAUUUACUGUUGUAUGGCAGUGAGUUUUUCUAUUUUUCAUCCCUUUCUCUUCUCCAACAAAAAAACCCCCAGAAAUUAGUUAUUUGGCUGGCUUCAAAAAUCAUUUUUAUAUCAGUAACUUUUGCAGAGGCUUUUCUACUUUUUUUUUCUUAAAGAAUACAAUUUAAAUAUUGACAAACUAUUUUCAUUAAAGUAAUUCUUUUCAGAAGCCAAACGGUACAUUUUUAAGCCAAAGAUACCAACAGGAUUAAAACAGUGAUUCCCUCUCAAUCUCUCUUCCUCUUGCUCUAUCUACAGACACACACACACAUAUACACAGUGUGCACAUGGAUCUUCUAGUUUAAGAUUUCUUUUCCAAAGGCUGUUUAUUAGCUUUUUAACAUUUCAUUGAUAAUGCCAAAUAAAGAAUAUCACUGUAGAAGAUACAAUCAGAAAACUGAUUUAACCGACAUCCUGCUUGCCAUCAGCUAUAAUAGUUUGUUGGAACUAAAUAGUUUGCACUUAAGAGCAAGAUGUGCCUUUGAAUUACAUUAGUGCAUUUAGGAAUAAAUCUUAGAGGCGACAUUUUUAUCUUUUAUUCUUCCCACAGAUUUAGCUUUUUUGAUGUUUAUUGACAGACAAUAUGCAUUAUGGAUUCUUGAACCCUAAACUACCACAGUGCAGGAAUGAUUAUCUGGCCUGUUUGCUGUUUGCUGUUGUUUAUGCCUGGGAAAGUGUUUGCUCCUGGUGGGCAUGCAGUCUUAGUUAAAUGAACAAAGGACUGUGCUGUUAACAAUUGCUACUUACUACUUGAAGGGUGCCUAACUUAGUAAGUCUCACAACCCAGAAAAUCAUCCGGGAUCCUAUCAAAAAGGACGAUCACUUUGGUUUAAUUGGUUAGAUUAUGAUUUAUUGUUGAUGAAAAAGUUUGACCAUGAGUAUUUAAACUUGGAGAAUUAUAUCCAGGGAACAUAUUUAUUUAACUAAUAAGGCAUUUCUUUGAAAUUUGCAAGUAGAAGCAAACUAUAACGUGGUAUCAAUCUAAGAGAACUUUUUUUUGCAUUUAAAAUACAUAAAUUUGCUGGCACUGUGUUUGUAACUUAUUUUACAUAACAGAAGUGAAAACAAUUAGACCAAAUUUCAUUACUGAUUUAGAAUGCUUACUAAAUAAAUUAUACUGUCCUGUUUUAGCUUUCUGUGAGAUUAAUAAAGACCAAGAAUUAUACAGGUCAUAAUCUCUAUAGAUCAUAGGUGUUUAUGCAUGCAUAAUCACCAUUAAUUGGAUGGCUAGAAACUUUGAUAUAUUAAUAUAAAGAGAUCGUUUGCAGUAGCUUAAUCACCUAUGCUUAAGUACACAUCUAGCACCCAGGAGAGGUUGAACAAAAUAUACAAAGACUUUUAUUAUCCAAGAGUAAAUUCCAAAUUAUUCAGCCAUGUAGAUAUAUAAAUUCCUUCUCUGUAAUUAAUUCACCUGCUUACUACAUACACUAAUUGGGAAGUGAUCCUUCAGUUUGCAAAAGGGAGGGAUAGGAUGUGUAGUUGUACAGAUAUACAUUUAUUUACAUACGCAAAAUGCACAUAUGCGUAUCUGAAAGUUGCAAAGAGAAACAAAGUAUAAUGCACAAUAAAUAUUUGAAUAGUGACUUUUUUCCACUUUAAAUAUGAAUCUGCUAGGAACAUUUAGUCUUUCUACAACAAAAAUAAGCAUGUACAUAUGCUAAUAUCAUCAUCACAUAGACACGAUCAUCAUCCUAUCAUUCAUUCCAUAAGGUCAUUCCAGUUUAGAUACAACUAACAUUAGGAAGUUAUUUUUCUCCCUAAAAGGAAUUAUUUUGAAUCCUUAAUUUUGAAAUAGCAAAUCUUUAGUUAUUUACAACUUAAUUGUAAAUGCACUGGUAUUUACUAUUAACUUAUUUGUAUUGAGUUUUUUGAGACUAUUUAUUCUAACUACAUUUAUUUUAGUAGAUAUAGAUUGAAGUUUUU
Molecule: messenger RNA, 2931 nt
Organism: Canis lupus familiaris (dog)
Lineage: Eukaryota; Metazoa; Chordata; Mammalia; Carnivora; Canidae
Gene: POU1F1
Product: POU class 1 homeobox 1
Biological process (GO): regulation of transcription by RNA polymerase II
Molecular function (GO): DNA-binding transcription factor activity, RNA polymerase II-specific; RNA polymerase II cis-regulatory region sequence-specific DNA binding
Source: RefSeq, marked provisional